UCAGUACAGGUUGACGUGACUUCUGCUUCUGCCGGGAAAUAUAUAUUAGUGAUUUCUAUAACCUUGUGCCAUAUUUCUCCAGGCUACCAGCUGCUUAUUAGCCUUUGCCAAGAUGGCACAAGUUAUUGUGAGUCAUAUCUGAAGCAUCCAGCUGCUCCCGUCCCACUCUGAUAGUGCCCACUGCAGCCUAUAAAGGAUCAUUUUGGUCCUCUGUUGAUCGCUGAGACGUACAGAAACAUGAGGAAGAUGCUGCUCUGGGCGGGACUGUUCCUGCUGCUACACUUAGAGCUGGGCUCUGCCUAUAAGCUGGUUUGUUACUUUACAAACUGGUCACAGUACCGACAGGAACCUGCAAAGUUUAUGCCAGGGAACGUGGACCCGCAGCUGUGCACUCACCUCCUGUACGCCUUCGCCACUAUAAACGAUAACAAGAUUGCAACAUAUGAGUGGAAUGAUGAUGUUCUCUACAAGCAGUUUAAUGACUUGAAAAAACAAAAUCCAAAAUUGGUGACAUUAUUGUCUGUUGGUGGUUGGAACUUUGGAACACAAAAAUUCACAACAAUGGUGUCUAGUGCUGCGAACCGUAAGAUCUUCAUCGAUUCUCUUAUUAAACAUCUGAGAAAAUAUGACUUUAAUGGUAUUGACCUUGACUUUGAGUUCCCGGGAUCUAGAGGCAGCCCACCCGAAGACAAGCAAAGAUUUACUAUAUUGACACAGGAAAUCCUGGCUGCCUUCAUUGCAGAAGGAGCUGCCACAAAUCGUCCAAGACUCCUGGUAACAGCAGCUGUCUCUGCAGGAAAAGGAACCAUUGAUGCAGGCUAUGAGAUUGCUAAGAUUGGAAAGACUUUAGAUUUUAUCAGUGUUAUGACCUAUGAUUUCCAUGGUGGUUGGGAUACAAUAUCCGGACACAACAGCCCCCUGUGCCAAGGGUCCACAGACAUCGGCGACAUGGUGUAUUUCAACAUUAGAUAUGCUAUGAACUACUGGAAAGAUAAUGGGGUCCCUGCAGAAAAGCUCAUUAUGGGAAUUCCAACCUAUGGACGAACCUUUAGAAACCCGAAUCCAAGUCUAUGUGACGUAGGGAUCCCAGUGUCUGGCGCAGGUUCUUCUGGGCCUAAUACCGGAGAGGCUGGCUUUUGGGCCUACUAUGAGAUCUGCACCUGGCUAAAAGGAACAACAGUGAAAUGGAUUCCAGACCAGAAGGUACCAUAUGCCUGCAAGGACAAUGAGUGGGUCGGAUUUGACAACAAACAGAGUUAUGAGUGCAAAGUAAAGUUCCUGAAGGACAGUGGCUUUGGUGGUGCUAUGGUCUGGGCUAUGGAUCUGGAUGAUUUCCUUGGUACUUCCUGCAAUGAGGGCAAAUUUCCAUUGAUCAAUCACCUGAAAUCUCUGCUAAAAGGUUCAGUCACAAACUGCCCUGGAGAUCCCUGUGACUCUUCCCAACCUCCCCCAGUUGUACCCAAAUCCUCUCCACCAGACAACCCUAAACCACCAGCUGGUACUGAGGUCGACCCUAACUACUGUGCUGGUAAAGUUGAUGGUUUCUACGUUAACCCUGUAAAUGCCAACAGGUUCUACCGGUGUGUAGCAGGCAUUACCUACUCUCAGCAGUGUCCAGCAGGGACUGUGUUUGACUCCAGCUGUACAUGCUGCAACUGGCCCUAAGAAGACCAUCUCCACAUUAGCUUAAUGUAUCUAUAGCAACUGCAAUCUCAAUAAAUUCACAGCUAAAUAUGCAACACUUCCUCGCCUCACAUCCUGUACAUUUACAUCUAUAAAUGUGGCUUUUUAUGUCAUCAUUAAUAAAAAUAAAUAUUUUAAGUGAUA
This is a messenger RNA of Bombina bombina (fire-bellied toad), 1827 nucleotides long. RefSeq names its product acidic mammalian chitinase. The transcript has 11 exons. Gene Ontology annotation, cellular component: extracellular region. Gene Ontology annotation, biological process: carbohydrate metabolic process; chitin catabolic process. Gene Ontology annotation, molecular function: chitinase activity; chitin binding. The record is from RefSeq and is a predicted model, not a curated record. The coding region runs from base 238 to 1665 and encodes 475 amino acids. NCBI's taxonomy places the organism in Eukaryota, Metazoa, Chordata, Amphibia, Anura, Bombinatoridae.